Messenger RNA from Anoplophora glabripennis (Asian longhorned beetle), 1191 nucleotides. Its product is annotated as odorant receptor Or1-like. Gene Ontology annotation, biological process: detection of chemical stimulus involved in sensory perception of smell; sensory perception of smell. NCBI's taxonomy places the organism in Eukaryota, Metazoa, Arthropoda, Insecta, Coleoptera, Cerambycidae. Gene Ontology annotation, molecular function: olfactory receptor activity; odorant binding. The record is from RefSeq and is a predicted model, not a curated record. The transcript is spliced from 6 exons. Gene Ontology annotation, cellular component: plasma membrane. Bases 1 to 1191 code for a protein of 396 amino acids.
AUGUCCUCGGAAGACUUGGUCCAGAGGACCUUCAAAUACAACAUAGCCAUAAUGAAGAUAUUCGGUUUGUACCCCUUCGAUAGCUGGCCAGAAAUUUACAAACUGUACAGUUUCAUCUUCUACUUGGUUUUCACCUUCAUAACACCAGCACUGAUAGUAGUAUUACUGGUGGUUAGAGCUGAAGAAAGCAUCCAAAUUAUCAGACAAGACGGUUUUAUGAUGGUGGAGCUGAUAACUCUUACUAUGAAGAUGCUGCCAUGUAAAGUAAAUCCAGAGGGCACGAGGAGGACAAUGUACGCUUUGAAACAAAGGAUUUUCAACAGCCAGUUGCCUGAGCAAGAUUGGAUUCUGGCAGAGACUGUUGACAACUGCAGAUUUGUAUUUCUGACAUAUUGUACGUCUUGUGUCUUUACAGUUCUAUGUUGGGCCUGUGUACCCCUGGUAUAUGAAGUAAGAAGAUUCCCUAUUACUGUAUGGCUGCCCUUCGACCCAUUCGAGAACACGCCGAUUUAUUUUUCUUUGUACAUCUUCCUCGUUCUGGUUGUAGUGAAUGCUGGUGUGGACAACAUCUGCGUCGACACUUUGUUAGCCUUUCAGGUGUAUCACGCCGCAAGCCAAAUCAAAAUUCUCAAAGACACUCUGGCGCACCUGGGCGAAAGGGCAGAAGAGCAAAUUCUGAAGGAGGGCAAGUCUCUGAGCUUGGAAGAUAAAGAUAAUUUGAAAAACAACAUAAUCUAUAAGAAGAUAUGCCACUGCGUUGAUCAUUAUGAAGCCAUUUAUAAGUUUGUGGAAGAUUUGGAAACUACCUACUCUUUCAUCGUUUUUAGUCAAAUGAUAGCUACUAUCGUAGUAAUAUGCAUUUGCUGCCUGCGUUUUACAGUGGAUAUACCGUUUACAAUGCCUUUUUUUGGCACAGCCACCUUCACAGCCGCUGCACUCAUAGAAAUAUUUCUGUACUGUUAUUCAGGGACGCUGCUGUACGAAGAGAGUAAUUCGGUAAUAAAUGCCAUAUACAUGAGCGAAUGGUAUACCUAUGACGAAAAAUCCAAGAAGGCCCUUCUGACUUUGAUGGAAAGGGCUAAAAGACCCAUAAAAGUCACCGCAGGAAAACUUCUAGACCUCUCGCUUGCCACUUUCACCGCGAUUAUACGCAGGUCUUACUCACUAUUGGCGGUCCUAAAGAAUUAUUAA